AUUAUUUAUAAUCGGAGGAAAAAAAUAGGGUAUAAAAAGCCUCUGAUAUAAUAAUAUUUUAUAUUAAUUUCAUCCUCUGUGUGUGGGGGGAAAGGGAAUUAAACAACAACAAUGCCUUCCCUUGUUUGGUUGUUGCUUUUGGCCCACGCCACCCUGGCGUUGAGCACCGACGAGAAUCUCUCCGACGCAUACAAAAGCAUAUUCAUACUCGCCGGACAAAGCAACAUGGCCGGACGAGCGGGCGUUAUAGCCGGCAAACUUGGCGGGGAUGUGCCGCCUGCAUGCACACCCAGUCCCUUCAUCCUACGCCUGAACCCUAACCUCACGUGGGAAGAGGCACGUGACCCUCUCCACGAGGGUAUUGAUGUCCAUAAACCUUGUGGAAUCGGGCCCGGGAUGCCGUUUGCUAAUUCGGUUCUGGAGAGGGACUCGAGCAUUGGGGUCAUCGGUUUGGUCCCGUGUGCCAUCGGGGCAACCAACUUAACCUCGUGGAGCCGCGGCCAUGUCAACUACAAUCGGAUGCUCAUGCGAGCGCAGGCGGCGUUGAGCGAUGGAAGAGGGGUAAUUCGGGCUAUUUUGUGGUUCCAAGGGGAGGGUGACGCGGUGUUCGAACAGGAUGCUAUGUGUUACAAGGAGAAAUUGAAGACUUUCUUCAACGACAUCCGAUCGGAUUUGCAGAUGCCCGAGCUACCUAUAAUCCAGGUGGCUUUGCCAACAAGAAACGCAGGAAAUUAUACAGAUGAAAUAAGAGAAGCUCAGCUGGGAUUAGAGCUUCCAAAUCUGAAAUGCGUUGAUGCAUGGGGAUUGCCGGUGAUCAAAGGCGACGCGGUGCAUCUUAACACCGACAGUCAAAUCCAGGUUGGCCACAUGUUGGCCGACGCCUUCCUCCAGCUUACGACGGCAUCGCCUCCACCUCCUCCGUCGGCAGAAAGUUGUGCAUGAUUACAUAUUUAUGUAUCUUGUUCAAUUAAUAUAAAUUUACUAAAUUUGGUUAUUACUCAAUCAAAUUAAUUCUAUG
Molecule: messenger RNA, 1018 nt
Organism: Erythranthe guttata (spotted monkey flower)
Lineage: Eukaryota; Viridiplantae; Streptophyta; Magnoliopsida; Lamiales; Phrymaceae
Product: putative carbohydrate esterase At4g34215
Source: RefSeq, a predicted model, not a curated record